CAUAGCACCCCAUAGCCCCCCAUACACCCCAUAACACCCUAUAACACCCCAUAGAGUGCCAGCUGAUGAAGACGGAGCGUCCCCGUCCCAACACGUUUGUGAUCCGCUGCCUUCAAUGGACCACGGUCAUCGAAAGGACCUUCCACGUGGACAGCCCUGAUGAGAGGUACCAAAAACACGUGGAUUUACCCCAAAAAUACAUGGGGACCCCAGACGAGGUCGCUCACACGGUCACCGAGAGCCGCGUCCUGCAGAACACCCGGCACCCGUUCCUCACCGUGCGUACAGCGCCCCCAGCGGCCGCACCGCGUCAUUACACCCCAUUCAUCAGCCCCCUCCCCAAUAGGGGGCUCGUUAUCACCCCCACCCCAAUAAGGGGCUCAUUAUCAGCCCCCCACCCCAAUAAGGGGCUCAUUAUCAGCCCCCUCCCCAAUAAGGGGGUCCUCAUUGUGGUUAUCAUUGGGGUCCCCCAUUGGGUAUUGGAAGAUAAUGACUAUGGUCGUGCAGUGGACUGGUGGGGAUUAGGAGUUGUCAUGUAUGAAAUGAUGUGUGGCCGAUUGCCUUUCUACAACCAGGACCAUGAAAAGCUCUUUGAACUCAUCCUUAUGGAAGAGAUUAGAUUUCCACGCACCCUCAGCCCCGAGGCCAAAGCUCUGCUGGCCGGCCUGCUCAAAAAGGACCAUAAGUGUGGGGCGCUGGGAGGACUCACGUUUGUGCCCCCCCCCACAGAUGACAACAUGGACGCCCUGGAUGGGGAUCAGCGCACGCACUUCCCCCAGUUCUCCUACUCUGCCAGCAUCCGGGAGUGAAACCCCACAGCUAUGGGGCUGCCCCACAUCUAUGGGGCUGAGCCACGUCAAUGGGGCUGCCCCACAUCUAUGGGGACUGACCCACAUCUAUGGGGCUGCUCCACAUCGA
Messenger RNA from Coturnix japonica (Japanese quail), 918 nucleotides. Lineage: Eukaryota; Metazoa; Chordata; Aves; Galliformes; Phasianidae. The record is from RefSeq and is a predicted model, not a curated record.